UUGAAUUGACCUAUAAUAUGAAGAUUUAUGACAGUUGGUGGGGAGUCGGCCAGAGAAGAAGAAGCAAGGAGAACCACACAGUGGGAUUCUCUUUCUGUGGUCGUGGGACCCCAACAAUGGUGUGCUGUGCUGUGCUGUAUCGCCCACAUCUCUUCCUUUUGAUUCUUUUUCUUCUUAUUAAAUUUGCUUGGGUGUGAUCAAUCCAUUGGGAAAGAAGCAAAAUCCUUAUCUAGUCUCUAAUCGCCGUGCUGUUAGCUCCCAUUCCCAUUCAUUCCAUGGCUUCUCUUCUCCUUUCCUAAACUCUCCCCACCAAACUUUCUCUUGGUUUCUGCUCACUCCUCAUAAACCUUGCAGCUUUGUUAGGUAACUUCGCCAAACAGAUAAGAUAAAGCUCGGUUCUUUCCUCUUUACCUGCGUUUCUGGCUUCUGGGUUCCUCUCAGAUCUUUGAUUGAGCAAGUGGGUAGCUAAUAGAUUGGAGUUUGUCGGAGUCGGAAGAUAUGAAGAUUCAGUGUGAUGUGUGUGAGAAAGCUCCGGCGACGGUGAUAUGCUGCGCCGACGAAGCAGCGCUCUGUAGCAGGUGCGACGUUGAAGUUCAUGCGGCCAACAAGCUAGCUAGCAAGCACCAGCGGUUGCUCCUUGAAUCGUUGUCCAACAAGCUUCCUCCCUGCGAUAUCUGCCAAGAGAAAGCGGCAUUCAUCUUCUGUGUUGAAGACAGAGCUCUAUUCUGCAAGGAUUGCGACGAGCCGAUCCAUUCUGUUGGUAGUCUUGCGGCAAACCAUCAGAGGUUUCUAGCUACAGGAAUAAGAGUGGCAUUGAGCUCUAGUUGCUCCAAGGAGGCAGAGCAGAACUGUUUAGAGCCACCGAAUCACAGCAGUGCUCAACAAGUGUCUGCAAAACUGCCUGUACAGCAGCAGCAGCAACAGCAGCAACCACAACAUCAGUCGAGCUUCUCGUCCCCAUGGGGUGUUGAUGAUUUGCUUCACUUCUCUGAUUUUGGAUCACCUGCUGACAAAAAAGAGCAAUUGCAGCUUGGAGAGUUCGAAUGGCUGACCGACAUGGGUCUCUUUGGCGACCAACUUACUGAUGAGGCUCUCGCAGCUGCUGAAGUUCCUCAGCUACCCGUUUCACCAACAGUCAGUGUCACCUCAUACAGACCCCCCAAAUCCAGCAUGCCAUACAAGAAGCCAAGGCUUGAGAUCCCUGACGAAGAUGACGAGCUUAACUUCAUGGUGCCUGAUAUCGGCUGAUCUUCAUCACAACUCUGUCUCUCUCUCUAUUCGAUCUCGUGUUAAGUAGUUCGGUAUCUAUGUAGUACAUAUAUCGGACCGAGGGGGCUCUCCAGAGGAAGAACACAAUUACUUUUAGGUUGAGAUUCAGAUCGUGUACUUUGAGGAAGAACUCAUUGAUGAUACUGAAAAGAGCAUGGCUUUGUUCGUUUGCUCGUAGCUUAUGAAACAAUGCAUCUUUGCGAUGCUUUGUGUAUGUGGAAAAGAAACAUAGCAAUUUAGCUGAACUGCUAUAAUGGUAGUAUUACUUAAUGCAUGUUCUUUGUUCUAAUGCCUCGAUCA
Molecule: messenger RNA, 1569 nt
Organism: Linum tenue
Lineage: Eukaryota; Viridiplantae; Streptophyta; Magnoliopsida; Malpighiales; Linaceae
Source: the annotation of a GenBank genome assembly